AUGGGAUCUGUCUCCAACCAGGAGCUCACAGGUGGGCUUUCCAAGCAUGUUACUGAUACCUCAGAUCCUCUCCAACCAGAGGAAUCCAAGGUCCUUCAAGGAUCUGGAGUAUGCAAAUGGUUCAACGUUAGAAUGGGCUUCGGCUUCCUCACAAUGACUAAGAAAGAAGGCGUUGAUCUGGAAACUCCUGUUGAUGUCUUUGUGCAUCAGAGUAAACUGCACAUGGAAGGUUUUCGUAGCCUGAAGGAGGGAGAAUGUGUGGAAUUCACUUUCAAGAAAUCUUCAAAAGGCUUGGAAUCCACAAAAGUGACAGGACCAGGGGGUGCUCCUUGCAUAGGAAGUGAGAGGAGACCUAAAGUAAAGGGACAGCAAAAACGAAAGCCAAAAGGGGACAGGUGCUAUAACUGUGGAGGACUGGAUCAUCAUGCCAAAGAAUGUAACUUGCCUCCUCAACCUAAGAAAUGCCACUUCUGCCAGAGUACAAGCCACAUGGUGGCACAGUGCCCAGUGAAAGCUGCACAGCCUACCAGUUUACAAGAAAAUUCUGCCAUUGAUGAAUCAAGCCCAGCAACUAUAGAGUAGCUGGAGAGUCUUGGGUUAAGUUCACACUAUUUGCUUUUUCUUCAAAAAUAACAUAUUCCAUUUGAACCAGGUAAUACAAAAUAUAAUGCAGUUAUGAGGGAUAAAUUAUGUAAUGAGUUUCUAUUUAGAAACGAUUGAGUAGAACUGUUCUUGCUCUAUAAC
Molecule: messenger RNA, 744 nt
Organism: Bufo gargarizans (Asiatic toad)
Lineage: Eukaryota; Metazoa; Chordata; Amphibia; Anura; Bufonidae
Gene: LIN28A
Product: lin-28 homolog A
Exons: 4
Coding region: 1-582 (193 amino acids)
Molecular function (GO): zinc ion binding; nucleic acid binding
Source: RefSeq, a predicted model, not a curated record